Messenger RNA from Rotaria sp. Silwood2, 1551 nucleotides. NCBI's taxonomy places the organism in Eukaryota, Metazoa, Rotifera, Eurotatoria, Philodinida, Philodinidae. The record is from the annotation of a GenBank genome assembly.
AUGAAUUCACAUUCAUCUUUAAAAGAUCAUUAUCAUGUUGGAAAAAGUAUGAAAAAUUUUCUUACCGGUUAUUUUACUGAAUAUGAAACACCAAAAUUAGUUUUAAUACAUAGUGCAAAAUAUGCUGGUUUACUUCGCAUUUUACAGAUUAUUAUUCUUAUUUAUUCUGUAAUAUAUUUACUUAUAUAUGAACAAGGUUAUCAAAAACAAAGUACAACAAUUACGUCAUCAGUAACACUCAAAGUGAAAGGUAUUGGUUAUGUUCUUACAUCAGAAAAUCAAACAAUGAUUAUUGAUGGAGCAGAUUAUAUUAUUCCACCAUCGGAAAAUAAUGCUAUAUUUAUAAAGACAAAUUUUAUUCAAACUGAUCAAACACGAUCUAAAUGCGCUGAAAAUAUAAAACUUGCAGAAGCAAUAUGUAAAAAUGAUAGUGAUUGUUUCAAUAAACCAUUUAUACCAAAUAUGAGUGGACGUUGGACAGGUCGAUGUUUAUUAUCACCAGAGAAAAAUGUUGCCAAUGAAACAACAAAUAUUACAAAAACUGAAACGGGUUUCUGUGAAUAUGCAGAUUAUAUUAUUCCACCAUCGGAAAAUAAUGCUAUAUUUAUAAUGACAAACUUUGUUCAAACUGAUCAGACACGAUCUAAAUGUGCUGAAAGUAAACAAGUUAAAAGCUCAAUAUGUACAAAUGAUAGUGACUGUUUGAAUAAACCAUUUACACCAGAUAUGAAUGGACGUUGGACAGGUCAAUGUUUAUUAUUACCAGAAAAAGAUGUUGUCAAUGAGACAACAAAUAUUACAAAAACUACAACGGGUUUUUGUGAAUAUGCAGGUUGGUGCCCACCAGAAGAUGAUCUUACAUCAACAAUGCCUGUUCAAGAAACUCUCAAUUUUACAAUAUUUAUUAAGAAUUUUAUUGAAUUUCCAGAAUUCGGUGUUAAACAUAAAAAUAUGGUUGAUAACUUACAACAAUGUACUUUUGAUCCAAAAAAUGAUACAGAUUGCCCGAUAUUUACCAUUGAUUAUAUAAUGAAAGAAGCUGAAAAAAAUAUUACUGAACUUAAUUUGAUGUUACGCUAUGGUGGUGUUGUACGUAUUAAACUUGAUUGGGAUUGUAAUUUAGAUCGAAAUAUAAAACGAUGUAAACCUGAAUAUUCAUUUGCUCGUCUUGAUGUACCUUUUCAUGAAAAACCAUUUUCACGUGGUUUUAAUUUUCGUCAUGCUUCUUAUUGGAAACGUAAUAAGAAGCAUUUUCGUACAUUAACAAAAGCUUUUGGUCUUCGUUUUAUAAUUACUAUUAGUGGUAAAGCUGGAAAAUUUGACUUUAUUACAUUAACUUUAAACAUUGGUUCAUUAGUUGGACUAUUUGGCUUAGGAACAAUUGUUUGUGAUAUUCUUCUUCUUCAUUUAUCAAAAAGAGCACGUAUUUAUCGUAAUCAUGUGUUCGAAAUUGUUCAUCUACGAACACGUGCUAGUAGUACACCUAGAGUGCCAAGAAUAUCUGUUCAACAACAUUUUGAUAAACAUUCACUUUCUCAUUUAAAUAUAUAA